Molecule: messenger RNA, 891 nt
Organism: Megalops cyprinoides (Indo-Pacific tarpon)
Lineage: Eukaryota; Metazoa; Chordata; Actinopteri; Elopiformes; Megalopidae
Gene: rnf11b
Product: ring finger protein 11b
Exons: 3
Coding region: 387-851 (154 amino acids)
Source: RefSeq, a predicted model, not a curated record
UCCAGCAGCUGCUGAAUUGUCCACGGGCGGAAAAAGAAAAUAAGCCUUUUAAAAAACGUUAAUAGCCAAUGUAACGGAGACAAAGGGGGCUUAAAAUCAAUAUUCAGAUGAGGGAAAAGUUGUUAUUUAGAGUAUCCGAAGGCACAGCCUGAGAUCGCCGUUCGAUGUGCUGUGCGGGGCUGUCACUUCGCCAGGUUCUUUGUGUUUGAGAUGGUUUGUUUGUGUUGACUAGAGCGGCUCCUGGGGUUUCCUACCGUCCGCAAUGCAUGGGGGAGUCAAUUAGUUUGGUUUCGUGUUGGAAGAAAUCAGUUUGGAGGCAACGGGGGUUCGGCCACAGAAGGCAUAUCUUAACCACAAGAUAUUGAGAGAGGGGGUCUGAAGAGGAGAUGGGCAAUUGUCUGAAAUCUCCGACGUCGGAUGAUAUAUCUUUGCUACACGAAUCCCAGUCGGACAGGGCUAGUUAUGGUGACGGGACCGACCCGGACCAGGAACCUCCGCCGCCAUACCAGGAGCAGAUGCAGGUUCCCGUGUACCACCCCACGCCCAGCCAGACACGCCUCGCCACUCAGCUGACGGAGGAGGAGCAGGUGCGCAUUGCCCAGCGGAUCGGCCUCAUCCAGCACCUGCCUAAGGGAGUGUACGACGCUGGCAGGGAUGGCUCUGAGAAGAAGAUCAGAGAGUGUGUGAUCUGUAUGAUGGACUUUGUGUACGGAGACCCAAUCCGAUUCCUGCCCUGCAUGCACAUCUACCACAUGGACUGUAUAGACGACUGGCUCAUGCGAUCCUUCACCUGCCCGUCCUGCAUGGAACCCGUGGAUGCUGCGCUGCUCUCUUCUUAUGAGACCAACUGACCCUGCCCAAAACCCCUCCCCUCCCACCCCCUCAGCCCCA